Molecule: messenger RNA, 1671 nt
Organism: Necator americanus (New World hookworm)
Lineage: Eukaryota; Metazoa; Nematoda; Chromadorea; Rhabditida; Ancylostomatidae
Exons: 11
Coding region: 1-1671 (556 amino acids)
Source: RefSeq, a predicted model, not a curated record
AUGCGUGGGAGGAAGUUGGAUCAGCGGAGAUUACUUCUUAGUAGACAGCUUGAAAAGCGGAAGGAUCUUAUACGAGCAUUAUUUCGGGCUUGCGGGGAUCGUACAGUUGGUGAACGCUAUCAAAGUAGGGAAGUUGUACAACCUCUUCAACCUCUUGAUGAUCGUGAGGAAGCCAGUCAAAAAACAGUCUUUGAAAAGGUGGAUGCAGUUGCUCGUCCAGUCAUAUACUCACAACAGGAAAAGAAACUCAAAUGGAAGAAGAAAACACAAAAAAGUUCGAGGAGUAAAAAAAAGAGCAAACGGAGCAAAAGAUCUCGGUCUCAUAGUAGUCGACGACAAAAACGGGAAACUCCACAACAGAAGCGUACUAUGAGUUUGAAAGGGAGGAACGACGAGCAAGAAAUGCCUCCACUAUCAGAGAUUGUCUCUCAUCGUGAUUUUACCACAGCGUACAAGAUUAUGAGUUACGUGAAGAAAAACGGUAUUUUGGAAAAUACUCUGGAUGAGAAAGCUACAGAAAAAAUUCGUCAUUUUUUUGAAACUGAACUAUGUUUUCCAUCCUACCAUGUGAGUGCAAAGAUUCAGAUUAUGCGGCUUUUACAUGAAGCACUUAAUAAAUGUUGGGAGAAAAUUAUGGAUGAUUGUAAAAAAUUGGGAUUUACACAAGAAAUUCUUUUGCUUUUAUCAGAAAAAGAGAAGGCUAAAGCCUGUUUCUUGGAUGUUAUGCUCGUCUUUCCCGAACAUAUUCCAGAAUCAUGGGGAGGAAAACAUAUCGUAGAGAUCUCAGCUCCAACCGGAGCGAUUAUUUUACCAACAGAAAUCCUCAACUUAUCAACUGAUCUUGCAGCACCAACAUCACAAAUAGGAACUUCGGCCGAGCUAACUUCACAACUAUCAAUGCGCCAAUUAAGUCAAACAAAUGAAAUGAGCACUAUAGAAGAACGACGAAAAAAGGUUUAUGCUCAUUCUCCACUGCUACAGGACGACAUACCAAGCCCAGUCAAUGACGCAUUUUUAAAACAGAUGAAGAAGUCCAAAAUUAAUAUCCUACAGGGCAAACCACUCCCGACACAGUUGCAAGGAAAAGACUUAACCAAAGGCAUUGCGGCAUCGAAAAAAGAGGAACCUCAAUUAAAAUCAUCUGUAGUCGAAAUGCAACGGAAGUCAAGUGAUAAAACGGAUAUUCCAAAACAAAAAAUAGAACAAAAACCUAAAACAGGAACACCUUCACCUGAAACGAGAAAAGUUCCAAUUACUGUUGCGGAACCAGAAAAACAAGCACCGAAGAUUGAAGCGGGUACGAAAUUGAAAGUUGUGGACGAUGUUAAAAAUAAAGAGACUGGAAAGAGCCCAAAAACACAGCUAGAAAGCAAAAAAGAACUACUCGCGACUGGUUUAGAAGGAAAAAUUGUGGAUGAAAUAAUGGAUAAAGAUGAAUACAUGAAGGAGAGCCCAAAAAUAGGGGAAGAAAACAAAAAGGAGGACCUUGCAGCACCAGUGGACAAGGAAAAAACGCCUGAAGAUGGAGGAAAGGAAGAGAUCGCAUUCGGAUACGGUGCUCUCCGGAAAACUCAAGAAGUGGACGCAGAAAACGAUGAGGAUGACACCGACAACGAAGCCGGGAAUGAAGAAGAGAAAAAGAAUAAAGAGCAAGAAAAAGAAAGAGAGUGA